GUCAUGGUGGAAAGGACACUUCGUACAUGGAGGUUUUGACUGUACGGGCAAAAUAAUAACCCCGAAGGGGAGUUAAGGAUUGCACACAUUAUUGCUGACAUCUGUUCGGCGCUUUUUAUUUCUUUGGUUGGUUUGAUCUUUAUUACAAUUAUUUCACGUGUAUUCGGGCCGUAGGAAAUCUGGUGUUUAUCGCACAGAUGUGGAUCUAGUAGCUACUCCGGAAUUCAUCACAAGCCCAUCAUCAUCAUCUUCAUCAUAUUAUUUUUCCGUGGGGUUUGGAUAUCAGAACAGACACCUGUUGGAUGACUUCCACCCUGAGCAGAUCAUGAUCUGAAGGCCUUACCAGAAGGCCAUAUUCUUUAUUUACUUCCUUUUUAUCAGAGGAGGAAGACUGGUGAGCUCAGCUGCCUUAGAGAGGUGGCAAACCGAGAGAGAGAGAGACACUCUCUCACGCACACAUCUUCAUACACUGAGGUGAUUAGUUGCUGUUUGUGUUCCUGUAACUGCCUCAAGACAACCUAAACUUUGACGUCUGACCUCACCAACACUUUAACCUUGCCCCAACCCCUGUUCAGCCAAUCACAGCAGCCAUGGGGAGAAAAAAGAUCCAGAUUCAGCGAAUCACAGAUGAGCGCAACAGACAGGUGACCUUCACCAAACGGAAGUUUGGUCUGAUGAAGAAGGCUUACGAGCUCAGUGUGUUGUGUGACUGCGAGAUUGCCCUCAUUAUUUUCAAUCACUCAAACAAGCUCUUCCAGUAUGCCAGCACUGACAUGGACAAAGUGCUACUCAAAUACACGGAGUACAACGAGCCGCACGAAAGCAGGACCAAUGCAGACAUCAUUGAGACGUUGAGAAAGAAAGGCUUUAAUGGUUGCAACAGCCCAGAGCCUGACGGGGACGAUUCAAUCGACCAAAGUCCGUUACAGGAGGACAAAUAUCGCAAGAGCGAGGAGCUGGACAUCCUCUUCAAACGCUAUGGAGCUCUGAACAAGAAAGAGCACCGGGAUUCAGAGAGUCCGGACCCCGAGGAGCCAUUCUCCCUCACGCCUCACACAGAAGAGAAGUACAAAAAGAUAGACGAGGAGUUUGAUAAAAUGAUGCAGAGCUAUAGGCUAUCAUCCACAGUGCCACCGCCCACUUUCUCCAUGCCAGUCACAGUGCCGGUGUCCAACCAGAGUCUUCUGCCAUUCAGCAAUCCCAGCAGCCUCGUCACCACUUCCUUCGUCACCUCCACUCUCACAGACCCGCGUCUGCUGUCACCACAGCAACCGCAGCUCCAGAGGAACACAGUGUCUCCGGGCUUGCCACAGAGACCUGCCAGUGCAGGUGCUCUCCUGGGAGGUGACCUCAACAAUUCAAAUGGAGCGUGCCCAAGCCCUGUGGCUAACGGUUAUGUCAGUGCCAGGGCCUCACCAGGACUCCUCUCAGUCUCCAACGGCAACAGCAUGGGGAAAGUAGUCCCGGCUAAGUCUCCUCCUCCACCCAGCGCUCAGAUGGUGAACAGUCGUAAGCCAGAUCUUCGGGUCAUCACCUCCCAGAGCAGCAAAGGCAUCAUGCAGCUGACAGAUGAGGAGCUGGAGUUGGUGAGUGAGAAUGCUCAACGGUUAGGCACCUCUCAAGUGAGCCAGCCUCUUACCACACCAGUGGUAUCCGUGGCAACGCCGAGCCUCCUGACUCCAUUCUCCAUGCCAACCUCCUUCAACACAGAGUACCAGCUAACAAGUGCAGAUCUCACAGCCCUCCAAGCCUUUACGCCAUCGGGUGCACUGUUGCCAAGCAACAUGACCACUUGGCAACAGCAGCCAUCAGUAUCCCAGCAACAACAGCAGCAGUCAUCCAUAUCCCAGCAACAGCAACAACCACAGCAGCUAACUCUGGCCUCCCUCAGUAAUCUUGUCAUGUGGGGCUCAGACAGACAGAAUGGAGAGAUGACUCACUGCAUCUCUGGUCUGGCUGCUAAUCUCAGUGUGACCUCUCAGGGCAGCUUUCUCUUGGGCAGGGAGGAAGGGAUCAGCUGGCCAGUGGGAACAAUUCCUCAUGGAGCCACUCUGACGGUUAACACUAACCCUAAAAUCUGCAUCAAAUCUGAGCCGGUGUCUCCCAACCAGGAUCGCAGUACACCCUGUUCCACGGCUGGUGCAGUAGGUGGCCUUACUGUGAGCCAGUAUCCAGGAGCGCUGCGUUUGGAGCCCACUGGCCGCUCUCCAGUUGACAGCAUCAGCAGUAACGGCAGCUCUUACGAUGGAAGUGAUCGGGACGACGGCGGGCAACCACGCCCUCCUGACUUCAACUUGGGUCUCCUCCGAGCUUCUGGAGAUCAGCAGGCCCAAUCUGAGCAGCAGGAGUCCGCCAAUGUCAAACGCAUGAGACUGGACACCUGGGUCACAUAAACACUGACGGAGACCGAGAGAGCUACUUCUCUCUCUCACGCACACAUACACACACACACCAAAACACAAACACACCCCUAGUGGCACCUGCUUUCAGCAGAAAAUCUCAGUCCGCACUUAGACACAUGCAUGCGCCUGUCCUUCUCUCUGUCUCUCUCUCUUCUUGUCUAUCUUACUGUCUCACUCUCAGACACACUUGUAUUUACAGGUGUUUGUAUUUAUAUAAAAUAUGCAUAUAUGCUCACACACACACACACACACAAUAGAUCCUCACAUACAGUUGCCAAUUCAGGUGUUAACGUGUUUAUGUACAUGAGACUGAAGAGAAAAACCAGGCAGGAGGGUGUUCGGUUGCGGAUCUUCUAACUCCUGCUUAGUCCAGAAUUGUGGAGCAGAGAGGCCGACUGGGAUUUCAGAUCAACUUUUACUGGCCUUACUGUACACCCGCCUCACUCAACAUACAAUGGUUUCCUCUGUGAUCACAGUUCUUGAGCAUUGCUCUGUUAAAACAAAAUAACAACUGUUUGUUAUGUUGUGCAGACAAGCCUUUCAGUCUCUGUUUUUUCUUUAACAUUGCUUUUGUAUGAGUGAUUGCAUUUGCCAUUUAUCUUCUUGAUUGACUCUCCCUCUUCCUCUUCUUUAUGCUUUGUUUCUGAUUUCUCUGCUUGAGCAGCUGCCUUUUAGAGUCUCCCUGUUACUUUUGUAAUGACUUUAAAUUAGGAUCUUUAUCUUUAUAUAUUUCUGACUGUGCAAAAACUAAGCAUAAUGUGUGUUUGUGUGCGCUGUGAGACGAAGGGGCUCAUUUGUUCAAUAGCUAAAUGCGACUCAGCCAAAAAACGAUAAUUUUCUUCUCAUUGUUUAAGUUCCAUCUUUAUAUUGUAUUUCACACCAGUCCCCUCGCUAACAUACUUGCGCGCGUGUGUGUGUGUCUAUCAGCGGAGCUAUGUUUGAAGCGUGAAUGCCGCUCCGCAUUCUCAAUUUUCUGCACACUGGUGCAUAUGCGUGGACCGUAAAUGUGGUGUCAUUGAUGGAAAUGUAGCGCUAUCUGUACUAAUGAUAUCCAGUCCUUCAGGAAACACACAGAUGUGUUUGUAUCAGCCUGCAUUGUGUUAUUGAGUGUGUGUGUGGCUGCAUUAUCUUUCAAUACUGUUGGUUUACGAAAGCCGUCGUCAGUACAAUAUGCUGUAUUUAUUAUUUGUUUGCCUGGCUGCAUAAAUCAGGUUAUUUCUUUUCAUUUACGGGACAAGAAUGCUUAAUUAUUGUUUUAAGGUUCCAGUAUAAGGACAAAAAAAUAGAAAAAGCCUGAGUUGUUGUGAACUCAGGUUGAUGUGUUUUUAAACGUUGAGAUCAUGUAUAUACAACGUUUCUCUCAUUUCAUUAAAGGUUCUUGUUUAACAAAAGGUUGGUGUCAGACACAGUCCGGUAGAAAGGAAGGACUUUAGAACAGAAUUUGAAACUUAGAGUUGUCACAAGGAAUGUUUUUAGAAUUGUAGAACCUGGAGCGUUCUAGAGCCACAGCUGAGUGGCUGGGAAAGAGCUUUGAGUUUGGCUGUGGAGCUGUUGUAGGUGUGUGUGUGUGUGUGUGUGUGUGUGUGCGUGCGUGCGUGCGUGUGUGUGCGUGCAUGCGUGCGAGAAGAGAGUAGAGGCGUUGAGAUUGUACAUAGCGGUGUAUGUUCACAUAUAUUCUGCUGGGUCUUUCUGAAGCAGUCCUAUAAUCUCAGUGGAACCGUCUCGUCAAUCUCUGCCUGUAAAUAAACUGUACCGUGUUUAAGUCAGCAAGGUGGAGAGGCAGAUGAAGGAGGAUUUGACUCUUUUGAGCGUGACUCUUUUCUGUAAUUUUUGUUUUGAUUACGCGCACUUUAAAUCUUUCCCCCUUGUCCACUCACACACCUUGAAACCCACACACAAUCUUUCUCGAGAGGAAUUUCAGGAGUGCUCCAUCCUUACGGGUUCAUUCACUCGAUCAGUCCAGUUCACUUGUACCCUUCUAACCCCAAUAAGGAUUUUUUAGAGAGAUUUGCUAAAAGCUUGCUGUGGAACACAGCCUUCCUGUGUCCAAGAUGUUUAAUAGCAUUCAGGGAAGGAUGUUUCAUGUUUUGUGAGAUCAUGGCUUAUAUUGCACUUCACAUGUUGAACAGUAAACAGUAAUAAAAGAAAAAUGUCACAUUUUGUAGAAAAGAAAGAAAAGAUGGUGAAAAAAGAACGUUGUACUGAAAUUUAGAUUAGGCUUUACACGUGUUGCAAAUGUGACAAUUAUUUACACAAAUUGUUUUCUGUGCAUUAGUGUAUUCUCUAAGUGACAAAAAUGAAGGAUGUUUCUGUGACGAUUCUGAAAAUUUCAGCCUAGUGGUUAGUCUUAGCGCAGAAGGGAAUGGGGUUCAAAAUUAUUUCAAAUGUAUUGUAUUCCCCUUAUUAUCCCCCCAAAUUUAUGACAUUUAAGCAUUUUAGAAUUGCAUAAUGGUACUGUAAUUAGACAAACCUUUCUGUCAUUGGAUUCUCUACCUCACGUGGCCUCCUCUCCUUCAAUCCUCCAGUAUCUUUCUCACUUUCUCUCACUCUUUCCACUCCCUUGCUCACAGAGGAAGACAGAAGCCAUUUAAUUUCACCUCAACAGGUGACCUAUCGAUGUUAAUCCAGAUUCCACACAUAUACACAAACACGCACACACACACACACACACACAAUGGAUGCAGUACCAUAUGGAAGGCAGUGAGAGAGUAAGAGUUGAAGUGAGAGCGUCCGUAUGUUGUGGUUGUACUCGAACAUUUCGUUCAGUUCAGAUCUGGAAUCUACACAUCACAGAACUGCAUAAUAAUCCAGAAUUCGUAUUCACAUCCCUUGGUUUAGGUUCUAGAGCUACUGGGCGGAAGUAUUCUAGAAGUCCAUCAUAGCAGAGUGAGGCCUCUGCAGAGCACCUGUUGACUAAAGACUGUUGUGUCCUGAGCUUUGAACAAAUGCAUUGAUUUCUAUGUACGUUUUAGGGAACAGCCUUAUUCUCAAGGCUGUGCACUGUAAAGCAAUGCGCCUGAGUCAGUGGAUUAUCUACAGUAACUGGUGUGUCAGGCCAGUGCGAGGUUGAUUUAAAUGUAAGACGACGUUCGAAAAGCUCUCACAAGGACCUCUUGAUAACAUUAGGAGUAAUCAAAGAAAAGACAAUCGUCCAGUGAAUAGUUCACUUUGGCCCUCAUAUUCCCUUUUAAUGAUGUCUAGAGAUUCUCACAUACUUUUUCUCUUGUUAAUUUGUGCUAGUGACCGUUUUAUUGUCUGUUUAUAUUCUUAUUGUUAUGAUGAUUAUCAUUACCAUUAUGGUUUUCAUCACAGAUGGUAAUAAUAAUGAUACAUUUAGAGAGAUGAUCUUUAUUUUCUGAGGUUUUUGUGUAGGUUAGGCUUAUUUUAUUUUUAAUUUGAUUUUAUUUUAUUAUAUAUGAAUACUAUAUAAAUAUAUUUUGCGUUAAAAUUUUUGUUUUGUUGGUUUUUCAUUGUUUUCUUCAAAGGGGUGUUACUAAUAUUGCACGGUUUAUUAAGUAAAACAAAACAGUUGUAGUAAUAUUAGUACUUCUUGCUAAUCGAGGGAAGCGAUAAAACAGGUUCGAUAGAAUGACCAGUUCAAUGCUGCAAUUUUUAGUCAAUUGUACAAUAGUAUCUACACUUAGUUAAGGUGGGACAUCCACACAUUUAAUUUAUUCUGAUCAGACACAAUGCAUGGGCGUCAGACAAGCAAAGAAUGAGUCAUAUUAUAAAUAAACUGAAAUGUAAUUUCAAUAAGAGUAUAAAACUCACAAAACUAGAAUAGAAAUUGAAGAAAAAAAAAUUUAAAAGAAAAAUUAUAGCUAAUAUAUUGUGUUUGGCUAGUCUGCUUUGAGUUUUGUUGUAAAAAAUAAAAAAUAAACACAAAAAAAAAUAAAGAUUCUGUUGUUUUCGGAGAAUGAUAUACAAUUUGUGUAUAUUUUCAUAAACAAAGUAUGCACUGAUAUGUUAUUACAAAUUCUAUACUGCUUUUACAAAAGAGUGUUUGUUAUUGUACCAAAGUAUCCAUUGUCCUUUAUGACCCUCCCCUUUUGCGUAUGUUUUAUUGUAUUUUAUAUAUUAAAUAGACAAGUUGACCUACACAGAAGUGAGAGUCUGUCUGUCCUAUUGUUUGUGCAUCUAUGAGACUUCUUUCAUCUUCUGUCAUCCCUUUAAUUUAUAUGAAUUUAGCUGCUUUUAUUUGUAAAGCACAAACAAGAUAGUAUAUAACAAUAUUUCACAGGGUAUAACUUCAUAUCAUAAAGCCACAAUAUCAAAUUGGAGUUGACCUGAAAAUUGUUGUUUGAACUCCCAAGUUGUAAUAUUGUUUUCUUUUGAAACGCUUUUUGAAGUAAGACUUUUUAACAUGAAAUUCUGUAUUAAGGCUUUCACUGAAACCUGCAAUGGCAAUAGCGGUUCUUACAUAUUUUUUCUUAUUACAUUAUCAGAUAUUGUCCACACUUUACAAUAGUUUUCAGGUGUGAUCACUAGAUGUCAGCAUUUCACUUCAUCUGCAACGUAGAGAGGCAAUUCAACACUGCCGCUUGUACCUACUGCAAUAGAAAAAUGAUUUUAAUUCACUUUUUUUUUUUACUCUCAAAUUAAUUUGUAUAAUUUCACUUACUUAUUCAUGAGAAAUGCAAACAUUUAUUUAAACUUAAGUUUAGAAAGAAACACUGUUGUGCAAGUAAAUUUAGGUUUCAAGACUUUUAGAGAUUUAUCCAAUUAUUUAUUGUAAGAAUGUGUUUCCCCUUAUUCAUACACUAUGGCUGUUGUUGGAAAUAAAAAACAAAUAGUUUAGCAACAGAUCAUAGUGAUUGAGGCCCAAUGACAUGACAUGUUAACCAGAAGAGUGUGUUCUGUACAUGUGACUCUUUUGGUGGUUUGGGGCAUUGAGGUCCUGACAUUCUGUUCAUCUGACCGCAGUGUCAGCUGAGUUUGUCAGUUUCAAUUCUAUUUGUAACAGGUCCCCACUUACGGUUUGCCUGAAUGACAGAGUUAACCUAUUUUUCCUAACACACUUAAUCCUAGAGAAGAUGUCCCUGUCAUUCUUGACACUAUAAAUGUCAGUUUAUACAUUGAUUGACAGUAAUUAUGCACUAUUUGGCAAUAACAUCUUUAUCAAAUAAAAAUCUUAAAACCUUUUAUUGC
Molecule: messenger RNA, 7550 nt
Organism: Xyrauchen texanus (razorback sucker)
Lineage: Eukaryota; Metazoa; Chordata; Actinopteri; Cypriniformes; Catostomidae
Product: myocyte-specific enhancer factor 2D homolog
Exons: 14
Coding region: 591-2393 (600 amino acids)
Biological process (GO): positive regulation of transcription by RNA polymerase II; cell differentiation
Molecular function (GO): DNA-binding transcription factor activity, RNA polymerase II-specific; RNA polymerase II cis-regulatory region sequence-specific DNA binding; histone deacetylase binding
Source: RefSeq, a predicted model, not a curated record